UCAUUGUUGCAUUGAACAUCAGUAUAACAAACUUUAGACGACAUCAUUUUGUCAUCAAAUUUUUUUAGCUUCUCAAUUUACAACGAAAAUAUGAGUUUAACUAAUCUGGAUAUUUAUUCACCAAAAUCCAAAGACAUGAAUGUCGAUAGAUCAGCAGCCGUAAAACGUUUACAAAAAGAACUAAUGGAAUUAAUGGUCUUCGGUGAUAAAUCUAUAUCGGCAUUUCCGGAUGGUGAAAAUCUUUUCAGAUGGAUUGCUACGAUUGAUGGACCAAAAGAUACCGUAUAUGAUAAACUAUCGUAUAGAAUGAUUAUAAAAUUUAGUGCACAUUAUCCAUUCAAAGCACCGAAUGUAAAAUUUUUAAAUCAUUGUUUCCAUCCUAAUAUUAGUCCUAUGGGCGAUAUUUGUUUGGAUAUCCUAAAGGAAAAUUGGUCAGCAUUAUACGAUGUUCGAACUAUUUUAUUAUCAAUACAAUCAUUGCUUGGUGAACCGAAUCUAGAUUCACCAUUGGAUCAACAAGCGGCACGAUUAUGGGGCCAUCAAGAUUAUCGAAAAUAUGUACUUGAAAAAGUUAAACUUGAAAUUCAUGAAUAAUAGACAAAUUUUUUUUUUUAAAUCAUAAUAAUUAGGAAUUUUUAUUAAUAU
Dermatophagoides farinae (American house dust mite) is the source of this 645-nucleotide messenger RNA. It is a transcript of the gene vih, whose product is annotated as ubiquitin conjugating enzyme vih. The record is from RefSeq and is a predicted model, not a curated record. NCBI's taxonomy places the organism in Eukaryota, Metazoa, Arthropoda, Arachnida, Sarcoptiformes, Pyroglyphidae.